Uranotaenia lowii is the source of this 2604-nucleotide messenger RNA. Its product is annotated as sodium-dependent nutrient amino acid transporter 1-like. NCBI's taxonomy places the organism in Eukaryota, Metazoa, Arthropoda, Insecta, Diptera, Culicidae. Gene Ontology annotation, cellular component: membrane. Bases 478 to 2352 code for a protein of 624 amino acids. The record is from RefSeq and is a predicted model, not a curated record. Gene Ontology annotation, biological process: sodium ion transmembrane transport. The transcript is spliced from 6 exons. Gene Ontology annotation, molecular function: L-amino acid transmembrane transporter activity.
GUUGGCGCGAUCACAUUCAAAUGGCGGUUUGAUUUUCCAUAUCGAUAGUUUCUUUUCCGUGAUUCAGUCAUUUCGGAAGUUGGCAGCGCGCGCGAUUGACAAUCGAAACACUUGCCUGAUCUUCAAUGAGGGAUAACCGAUUUUGCCGGGAAAAGUAGAAAGAAGCAGAAAAACCGCUCACGCGUUCGUUCCGUCAAUUUUGGCACGUGUUUGCAAGAAGUUUGACGUCGCGUCUUGGCGUAUGCAGAUUUUCUUCCGAGGAAAAAAUCAUAGUGGUUCCUGUAUUGAUUGCAUGGUUUUGAUGUAUGGAAAAUUGAGUGAAGACGAGGUUUUAUAUUUAACCCCAGUUGGCAAACGACGUUGGUGAAAGGCCGCAAAGCUGAACGAAUUCAAUUGAAGCAACAGAAGCAGCAGCAAUAUUUUUAGCUGGGUACACAACGCACAUGAGUUAAUACGUCAGAUGACAAAACUAGCAUCAUGGAGAACAAAGCCUACAUAGGAGAAGACGCUGGACAAACCAGAUUGGAAGGAACCAUCACCAACGGAACAAAAACCUCAAAUGGAACAGCCAACUACACCCACAACAGUACCCUGCCAUCCAGUCCCACGGAUCCACCCGUGACAGUUCGCGAAAAAUGGGGUAAAAACAUCGAAUUCCUACUUUCCUGCGUGGCCCUUUCGGUGGGAUUUGGAAACGUUUGGCGGUUUCCCUAUACCGCAUUCAACAAUGGCGGUGGCGCAUUCGUAAUACCCUAUCUGAUAGUGUUGUUCAUCAUCGGUCGGCCAAUUUACUAUCUGGAGAUGGUUCUGGGACAGUUUUCGAAUCGAGGCUGUGUGAAGGUGUUCGAUUUGGCUCCGGCAAUGCGGGGAAUUGGGGUAGGACAAACGAUAGCCAUUUUCACCGUUAUCACCUACUAUGCAGCCGUUCUUGCCAUUACGGUGCGAUAUCUAGUGGCUUCGUUCAGUGCGGAACUUCCCUGGUCCAAAUGUGACCCCAGUUGGACGGAUUGCGUAGAUUCUAGCUUCAUUGGAUCGAUUCCCAUUGGAAAUGGGACCAAGGUUAAGACUUCUGCGGAGUUGUAUUUUAAAAACACUGUUCUUCACAAAGUGGACAACUUAGAUAACGGAAUCGGAACCCCGGACUGGAAACUUGUCAUUUGUUUGAUAGUUGCAUGGCUGUGCAUCACAGCCAUUCUCAUCAGAGGUAUCAAAUCCUCGGGGAAAUUUUCCUACUUCCUGGCCAUCUUCCCCUAUAUAAUCAUCUUCAUUCUGCUGAUUCGAUCGCUCACGUUGCCGGGAGCUUGGACCGGAAUCAAAUACUUCUUCAUGCCCCAGUGGGAUAAACUGCUGACCAUCGAAGUUUGGUACCAGGCCGUUACCCAGUGCUUCUUUUCGCUAACGAUCUGCUUUGGAGGACUCAUCGUGUAUUCAUCCUUCAAUGAUUUUCACAAUAAUAUCUAUCGACAUGCCGUCAUCAUCACCUGGUUGGAUACGUUCACAUCGAUGAUCGCCGGAUGUAUCGUGUUUGGAGUUAUCGGUCAUCUGGCCCAUGUAACGAAUCAGUCGGAUAUCACCGGGGUCGUGAAAAGUGGUCCAGGAUUAACAUUUGAAACCUACCCGGAUGCUUUGGCUAAAUUCGACUGGGUACCGCAGCUUUUUUCGGUGUUAUUUUUCUUCAUGUUGUUUUUAUUGGGAAUUGGAACCUUGAUCGGUAUCGUAACUUCCGUCAUAACGGCUAUCCACGAUCAGAACCCCCACUGGAAACGAUGGAAGGUUGUGUUGGUUGUGGCUGGGUUAGGAUUUUGUAUCGGACUGGUCUACGUAACUCCCGGAGGUUUGUUCAUUCUGGAUUUGAUGGAUUACUACGGAGCAACUUUCGUGACGCUAACGUUAGCGGUUUUUGAGCUACUGACAUUUGCCUGGAUCUACGGAGUUGAUCGGGUUUGCAAGGACAUUGAAUUCAUGCUGGGCAUCAAGACCAGUUUGUUCUGGAGAAUUUGCUGGGGCAUUCUUACACCGUUGGUGGUGACGAUUAUUCUUUUAUUCAGUAUUAUCAAUUACGAGGCUAAAAAGGUUCCCGCUGGUUACAAUGCAAUGGGAUGGAUCCUGUAUACAAUAGCAGUAUUACAACUUCCGGCGUGGGCGAUGUACGCUUGGUUCAAAAACUCCCACACGGAUCCGAGAAAACGACUCAACGCAAUCGUCAGUCCCCUUCCGGAUUGGGGACCAGAAGAUCCGAAUACCCGCUCAAAGUACAAUACCUUCAUGGAGGAACAAGACGCAAUCGCGGCUGCCAGCGCUCCCGAUAGUUUUAGCUUGAAGUAUUACAUGCAAAAAAAGUUAUUCAAUUAGUGAUUAGUAAGACAGCAAACUUAAGCAAACUGAAAAACGAAAGACCAAGUCUUUCCAUUUGAAACUGAGAUUAAGAUAUUUGAUAUUCGAAACUAUAUUUAUAAAUGAGAUCUUGCUUCGACUUCGUCUGAAGGAAGGAAGAGAGGACUGUGCAAGACAAUACGAAAGAAAAUUGUCAUCCAAUGUGACUGCAGGUUGUAAGUUAUGACAGCUGUUACCGGUUUAUUUAUAAAUAAAUACAUGCAUCAUGCA